This is a messenger RNA of Myxocyprinus asiaticus (Chinese sucker), 3469 nucleotides long. RefSeq names its product voltage-dependent L-type calcium channel subunit beta-4-like. The transcript is spliced from 8 exons. Gene Ontology annotation, cellular component: voltage-gated calcium channel complex. Lineage: Eukaryota; Metazoa; Chordata; Actinopteri; Cypriniformes; Catostomidae. The record is from RefSeq and is a predicted model, not a curated record. Bases 283 to 1218 code for a protein of 311 amino acids. Gene Ontology annotation, biological process: neuromuscular junction development; chemical synaptic transmission; calcium ion transmembrane transport. Gene Ontology annotation, molecular function: high voltage-gated calcium channel activity.
UAGGAGAUGGGGGCGGGGUUACAGGAAUCUCACAGGAAUCGUAAAUUCAUUUCAUCAGUGGAUGAUUUUACUUCAAAACUGUCCUGCGUAAGGCUAAAGAUCGAACAAGCAGCUUCUUGUGAGCAUGGGACAGUGAAUCAUGAAUGGCUUUAAUCGCUUUCACACAUUUGCACAACUUAACAGUACUUUAAGUCUGACUUUCUUUCUUUUCCCUCUCUUUGUACAGGUAAACAGAAACAGAAAGUGACUGAAUAUGUGACUCCCUAUGAUGUCGUGCCUUCCAUGAGGCCUGUGGUGCUGGUCGGUCCAUCCUUAAAAGGAUAUGAGGUAACUGAUAUGAUGCAGAAAGCUCUAUUUGAUUUCUUGAAACAUCGGUUUGAUGGCAGGAUAACUAUCACACGUGUGACGGCAGACAUCUCUCUGGCAAAGAGAUCAGUGCUUAAUAAUCCCAGCAAGAGAGCCAUUAUCGAGCGCUCAAAUACCAGAUCCAGCCUUGCUGAGGUACAAAGUGAGAUUGAGCGCAUAUUUGAACUGGCUCGCUCACUCCAGCUGGUUGUGCUGGACGCAGACACCAUCAACCAUCCUGCUCAACUGAUGAAGACUUCACUAGCACCCAUCAUUGUCCAUGUCAAAGUGUCCUCGCCAAAGGUCCUUCAGAGGCUCAUCAAGUCCAGAGGAAAGUCUCAGAGUAAACACCUCAAUGUACAGCUUGUAGCGGCCGAUAAACUAGCACAGUGUCCUCCGGAGAUGUUUGACAUCAUCUUGGAUGAGAAUCAGUUAGAAGAUGCAUGUGAGCACCUGGCUGAGUACCUUGAGGCAUAUUGGAAGGCCACCCACACCUCCAGCAGCACCCCACUCAACCCUUUGCUGGGCAGAAACCUUGGCCCUGCUGCCCUGGCCCCUUACACUACGUCUGCCAUCUCCGGUUUGCAGAAUCAGCAAGGGCAAAAAACACAGCACGCCAACCACACCGGAGACCACUCCACCCCCAACGAACGCCGCAACCUGAUGACCUCAGAUGAGAACUACCACAACGAACGAGCACACAAAGGACGAAACCGGGGCUCCUCUGGCUCGCAGCAUGGUGGCAGUGGUCGAGACCACAACUACAUGGAAGAGCAGCAGGGCUACCAGGACCCCUACCAGGACACCUACAAGCCCCACCGCAACCGCAGUUCCCCAGGCAGCUACAGCCAGGACUCACGACACCGUCUCUGAGCCAUCUUGCCCUGUCUUGUCCUCCAAGCCUGAGCCACAGAGCCACCAAGCCAAGAUGGCUUCUGUCCAGAAUUGUAUCCAUCUUCCGUUAUGUUGUUUUUUUUUUUCGUCAUUUGACCAAAGCGUGCAUUUCCAUCUGCUUACACAAGGCUCGAAGUGUUUGCCUAGGGAAAAUGGGACUUUUCAACAUGCAAUGGAGCAGAAACUUGACCGUUGUUAUGCUUUCACAUGAUAAAAUGCUUGUUGAAUUUUUGGUUUGUCUAUUCUGUUGUAAAGGGCAGGUUUUAAGCCAAACCAAGCAACCAUUUACCUUAAAACUAUAAUGGAAUGAUUGGUUUGCCUUUAAAAGCAAAAAUUCAGUGAAGCUAGCAAUGCCAGAGAUUCAGAGAAUCUAAGUUUCUACAGGGAUAUACAGCAUCCCUGAAAACUGAAUUAGAAGCUCAGUUGGUCUUUAUGUCAUUAUUGCCGGCAUGUUACCUUAUUGCAUGCUUUCCCGUUCAUUAGUGCAUAACUUCAGCAGACAGACCAUAGGUUUAUGGCGUGAUCUUUGCUCAUAAGCAGGCCCUGAGAGAGUACAGUGGCUGACAAAAUGGAACAUUUCAAUGAUGUAACACAAAUCUACUGCCAGCUGUCUUUUGUUACAGAGAUUGAGUCUUAAAUACCAUGAUCAUGGAGUUUUCCAAAGCUGCUGGAUGUUAGGCCAUAGAAUUUCCAAAUAAUUUCCACAUAACAGCAGGACUCCUAGAUUCAGCCACACAAUAUUACAGCCAGAAGUCGCAGACAGGCAUCUGUGCAAUUCAGCAUGAUCCUACCAUCCAUGAGAGCACUGCAUCCUAGUCCAUGGACUCAUUUGUUAUCAGGCAUUAUUUUCUAGUUAGGAAGACAGCUUAAAAAGAUGCUCAUAGGAAUGCUGAACAAGUGUGUUGCUGCCUGUGAUCAAGGCCUAAGUAGAGUUAGCAAGCGUUAACCUUUUAUGAUUCAUUUUCAUCAUUUAUGAGCUGAUCGUUACGCUGAAAUUAUGGCACUUUGAGGCAUUGUAAUUUAGAUAGAUCCAUCUUUUCUCAAGGGUGCUUGGUGUCUAUAAAAAAAAUUAAGAUAUUUUGUUCUCAACACUAAAUGUAAUUUUACAAUGAACAGGUCACAUUAGCUCUGAUUCUUUAGGAGUGAAUGGCACCCUGUGUGCCACCCUGCCAACUGGAGCAAGCGCUGUCCAGUCAACUUCAGCAGAUACACAGUGACUAGAGACUAAACCCGUAAAGAGUCAAUCUUCUUCUCGUAUGUUUUCAAUGUGAAAGGGACUGUCAGAGGACAAGUAGAUCCUCAGCAUAUGAAAGCAGUUCAGACGUGGACCUGAAACUUAAAGACCCAAGGCCCUGGCAAACCAUGGAUUUCCUCGCCUGCAUAUUCUCGCCUUACUGAUUUAUGCUAGUUUGUGCAUUUUCAAAAAACAAAAAAAUUUAAGAAACUCGGAAAAACUAAGGACAGUAAGAAGUUCAAACGAGUACUUUCUGUAUGCAUUUGUCUAUUGAGCAUGCUUAUUUGUUAAUAAUAUAAUGAGGUUAAAUGAACAUGUGGAAUUUGGCAGUUGAUGCCCAUUUGAACAUGACCAAACAGAAGCUUCAUCUCUGAAUAUGCUGCCUGAGACAAUCAGAUGGAACUUCCCUGUAAAACCGGAACGUUGUUCAUCCCCUCGUCAUUUUGCUCUCUCCUGUUUCAAAGCAGCUUCAUCUGAGCUCCAGUUAAAGGAAUAAAAAUGUGUCCAUUUUGCCUUUUUUUUUUUUUUUUUUUUUUUUUAAAUUGACAAAGUUAGAAAUGCAAAAUUGCAUGCAUAUAAUUUUAAUUUUAAAAAUGUUUGAAGGAAAAAAAGUGUUUUAUGGAAAAUAAUUGUGUAUAAGGCAAAUCGAGCAGUAUUUAAGAUCUUUUACAAAACAGAAAAGAAGAAAAAUAAAUGGACAUUUUAAAACUUUGUGAUAUUUACUUAUUUACUUAUUAGAGAUGGAGUGAUCUAUCUGUGGAAAUAGCUGAAAGUCUGCAGUAAUUUUAUGGUAAGACUACAGUAAGACCUCAGUAUGACCACUGGGGACCUAUUAAAACAGGUGCCUUUUUUCCAUUUUGAAAAGGUGGUUUUUAAAAAUCUAUUUCUGUAAGAUUUUGUGUGUUUCUAUCAUACAAAAAUUAAGUGUUAUUGUUAAUAAAUGGCAUUGUGCCAUCUCAAGCUACUUACUGUAACAUAUAUGUACAGUGUUGGGGA